Molecule: messenger RNA, 1008 nt
Organism: Priapulus caudatus
Lineage: Eukaryota; Metazoa; Priapulida; Priapulimorpha; Priapulimorphida; Priapulidae
Product: transmembrane protein 45B-like
Exons: 4
Coding region: 211-1008 (265 amino acids)
Source: RefSeq, a predicted model, not a curated record
GAUAACGCGUGCAUCUACGCCGCCGCCAUAGGUGUUCCGUACGGACGUAUUGCCGACAGUGCUGUGCAGCGAGCCGCAUAGCCGUGCGCUCCUAGAGGAUUCCGUCAUUCGAGGUUAUAUUUCUUCAUCCUGCACAACGGCUGCGGCAGAUACACGGACACACGCGAACGAACGAACCUUUCCGAGCCGCCGCCGCCGCCGCCGCCGACCAUGGGCACCUUCAUGGGGCACGUGAUACCCGGCUCGUUCUUUCUCGUCUUCGGCACGUGGUGGACGAGUCAGAUCGCCUACAGGUACGCGCGGGCACAGGCGCGCCGUGGCCUGCCAUACCGCAGCAGCGUCACAUUCCCGUGUCCGGGAUGCCUGCGGAGCGUUCCCGUCGAAGCCAUCCUCAAGGUCGUGCUCUGCUCCAUCGGGAUAGCGGGCGAGGUGGUCACAGGUUUCCGCGACGGGAAGUUCGUGAACUAUGGCAAUGCGCAGCACUCCGUCAUGUUCCUCCUCUUCGGCCUGACGGGCGUCGUCGACGUCGCGCUGCACUACCACCGGGGGGCGCCGCCAGGCAUCGACUACGCGGCCGGCGCACUGGCGUUCACCGUCGAGGGCCUGCUCUUCGUGCAGCACCUGCACGGCCGCACGCCGCUCGACCGCCAGCUGCACGAGCUGCUCUACUGCACCAUCUUCGCGUGCGCGGUGAGCGUCGUCGCUGAGGCGCGGCGACGGCGCAGCGCCGUGGCCGCUCUCUCACGCGCCUACUUCACGCUGCUGCAGGGCAGUUGGUUCAUGCAGGCGGCCGUCGUGCUGUACAGCCCGCUGCCCGGCGCCGUGCCGUGGGCCGCCGACGACCACACACAGAUGACGAUGGUGACGGUGAUCUUCGCAUGGCACUGCGUGGGCGUGCUCGUCUACAUGGCCGCCGUCUACGGAGCCGAGUUGACUAGACUGCAAGCAAGAUCUGAUCGUGCUGUGCACGUGAAGAGUUUUGGCGGCAGAAUGCAGAUGCAGAUUUAA